UGAUUGGUUGGUUCCUUAAUAUUAACAUACAUGGUAAGCUUCCGGAGUAUCAUUAUCACAAYUCCUAGCCACUGUUCAAAUUCGUCUGGGUCUGACUGGAAGAGGAAUAUUCUUGAAAAAAGCUCAUUUUCUAGGAAUAUUCAUUCAGGUUUUUGAAACACAAGCUCAAUUCACGAUGAAGAUUCUCCUGUUGCUUGCAAUUUUCUAUUUCUUCUCGACCAAAGGCGAAUUAUCCAGCUACAUCACUUCCUUGCCUGCCUCAUCGAGCUCUUCCCUUCCUGCUGCUUCUACUACUGCUCCUGUUACUACUACUCCUCCUGUUACUACUACUACUACUGUCACUAGUUCUGCUCCUGUCACUACUACUACUUCCGCCAAUAUUGCUCCCUCCACUACUAGUGUACCCCCCACCGCCUCCACCACCUUAGCAACAGCAACAGCAACAGCAGCGGCAACGACGACCCAGCUGGCAGAAAAAACUACUCAAUCAGUGUCUAGUACCUCUAGUGUAGCCCCCGCUCCUACAGCAAGUACUAUGAAGACAGUAGUAAGUUCCAAGACAACUAAUACUACUAAUACCACAGCUUCAACAACGCCCUCAAGUGUAACUCCAAAGACACCAAAUUCUGGGAAUCUUGUGAAGAAUGUUAAUGGUUUAUUUUUGGCCAUGGUAAUGACUUGUUUUCUUGCCAAUAUGAUUUAGAAGAAUGACGUCAAAUAUGAGCUAAGAAAGCUGAUACCUUAAUAUUAAAACGCUUGAAUCUUAAGGUUGUCUUAAGACUCUGUUCGGAAUAAUUACGGAGAAAGUUUUUGGUUUGCGUGACAUGUGCUGCUGUGACAUAUUGCGUAACAUAACAUCGUGCGUGACUCAAAUCUUCAAGGAUAACGUAAUGUUUUACGCAAGUAACUUGUUCGGCUAGUAAAGACGUGACGUGAAUGGCAAUGAACUAGAAGCUUGGAUAUGAUAUGAUAUUGGCUCAACUAUAACGUGACAACCAAUUUGGAGACACCAUAAAUAGACCAAUGAUGUGACGUGAAUUUGGCCGAAGUGUUAUUUUUGUGACGCGUGACAGAUUUUAUCGGAUGUUACAGACAUUAGUUUCAGAAACAGCAAGUAUAAGAAAGGAAUGAGUUCUCUUAGCCCAUUAUUUUCAGAAAUAAGACCAACGUCAAAACAACUACGCUACUCUAAAUUUUCUACUGUUUUGAUUUGAA
Molecule: messenger RNA, 1215 nt
Organism: Actinia tenebrosa (Australian red waratah sea anemone)
Lineage: Eukaryota; Metazoa; Cnidaria; Anthozoa; Actiniaria; Actiniidae
Source: RefSeq, a predicted model, not a curated record